Molecule: messenger RNA, 2353 nt
Organism: Sciurus carolinensis (gray squirrel)
Lineage: Eukaryota; Metazoa; Chordata; Mammalia; Rodentia; Sciuridae
Gene: Anapc7
Product: anaphase promoting complex subunit 7
Exons: 11
Coding region: 83-1780 (565 amino acids)
Biological process (GO): cell division
Molecular function (GO): protein binding
Source: RefSeq, a predicted model, not a curated record
UUGGAGUCUUCCAAAAGGAGGGAUUAUCUGCCGGCUUUUCGCGCCGCUACUGCCGCAGCUACCUGCGGUUUGGCCGGGCAGAAUGAAUGUGAUAGAUCAUGUGCGGGACAUGGCGGCCGCGGGGCUGCACUCCAACGUGCGGCUUCUCAGCAGCUUGUUGCUUACAAUGAGUAAUAACAACCCUGAGUUAUUCUCCCCAUCUCAGAAGUACCAGCUUUUGGUGUAUCAUGCAGAUUCUCUCUUUCAUGAUAAGGAAUAUCGGAAUGCUGUAAGUAAGUAUACUAUGGCUUUACAGCAAAAGAAAGCCCUAAGUAAAACUUCAAAAGUGAGACCUUCAACUGGAAAUUCUGCAUCUACUCCACAAAGUCAGUGUCUUCCAUCUGAAAUUGAAGUGAAAUAUAAAAUGGCUGAAUGUUAUACAAUGCUAAAACAAGAUAAAGAUGCCAUUGCUAUACUUGAUGGGAUCCCUUCAAGACAAAGAACUCCCAAAAUAAACAUGAUGCUGGCAAACUUGUACAAGAAGGCUGGUCAGGAGCGCCCUUCAGUCACCAGCUACAAGGAAGUACUGCGGCAGUGCCCAUUAGCUCUUGAUGCCAUUCUAGGUUUGCUGUCCCUUUCUGUAAAAGGUGCAGAGGUGGCAUCAAUGACUAUGAAUGUGAUCCAGACUGUGCCUAACUUGGACUGGCUCUCUGUGUGGAUCAAAGCAUAUGCUUUUGUGCACACUGGUGACAACUCAAGAGCAAUCAAUACCAUCUGCUCACUAGAGAAAAAGUCCUUAUUGCGAGAUAAUGUGGACCUACUGGGAAGCUUGGCAGAUCUGUACUUCAGAGCUGGAGACAAUAAAAAUUCUGUCCUCAAGUUUGAACAGGCACAGAUGUUGGAUCCUUAUCUGAUAAAAGGGAUGGAUGUAUAUGGCUACCUCCUGGCACGAGAAGGUCGGCUAGAGGAUGUGGAGAACCUUGGUUGCCGCCUUUUCAAUAUUUCUGAUCAGCAUGCAGAACCCUGGGUGGUCUCUGGGUGUCAUAGCUUCUAUAGCAAACGCUACUCCCGUGCCCUCUACUUGGGAGCCAAGGCCAUUCAGCUGAACAGUAAUAGUGUGCAAGCUUUGCUACUUAAAGGAGCAGCACUUAGGAACAUGGGCAGAGUCCAGGAAGCAAUAAUCCAUUUUCGGGAGGCCAUAAGGCUCGCACCUUGUCGCUUAGAUUGUUAUGAAGGUCUCAUCGAAUGUUACUUAGCCUCUAACAGUAUUCGAGAAGCAAUGGUAAUGGCUAACAAUGUUUACAAAACUCUAGGCGCAAAUGCACAGACCCUUACCCUUUUAGCCACCGUUUGUCUAGAAGACCCAGUGACACAGGAGAAAGCCAAAACUUUGUUAGAUAAAGCCCUGACCCAAAGGCCGGAUUACAUUAAAGCUGUGGUGAAAAAGGCAGAACUCCUUAGCAGAGAACAGAAGUACGAAGAUGGGAUUGCUUUGCUGAGGAAUGCCCUGGCUAAUCAGAGCGACUGUGUCCUACACCGGAUCCUGGGAGAUUUCCUCGUAGCUGUCAAUGAGUACCAGGAAGCCAUGGACCAGUAUAGCAUAGCGCUCAGUUUGGACCCCAAUGACCAGAAGUCUCUAGAGGGGAUGCAGAAGAUGGAGAAGGAGGAGAGCCCCACGGAUGCCACUCAGGAGGAGGACGUGGACGACAUGGAAGGGAGCGGGGAAGAAGGGGACCUGGAGGGCAGCGACAGUGAGGCGGCCCAGUGGGCCGACCAGGAGCAGUGGUUCGGCAUGCAGUGAGGGCCGCCGCUCGGAGCGCUUCCCUGGACUGUAGGUGCCGGAGGAGCGGCUCUCGGGGAGACGGUGCCUGUGCGCUUGUGGCCGGGCUCCCUGCCCCGCACUCCCGAGUUCUAGUCGGGACUUCAUUUUGACACUGGGGCUGGCCAACCUCCGGUGUUGCUCCACCUGAGAGGACCGCGGGCUGCCCUUUGGCCCACAGAAGCGGGCGCUUCAGGCAGAGGGCUUUUGAUGUGACUAAUUGCUGAAUCCAAAAGCUGGAAGAAUAUUUUGUGACGUGAAUGGAUUUGAAGGAGUCAAGGACAAGUACAUGGUCUGGCCCUACCAGAGGUGGUUUCCUGUUCCCAGAAGUCAUCGUUCUGGGCUGUCUGUGCUCCCCUGGCGACUUGCUUUCUUCUGCAGUGAUGGCGAUGCCUUCAGCUGACAGUUGCUGUUUUCAGAACAGCUUUCCUAUGUGCUGAACUGGCACCUUGCCUCAACCUGGGCCAGUCUGAAAGGCAGGUGUGACCAGGGUGCCCAGGUGCCUCCCGGGCGGUGGGGAAAUAAAACUGGUUUGUACAGUCAUGGUGUUGGGGU